ACAGAACUGAACCAGUGAUAUUUCUACUGCCUGCUUGUGUAUUUUGGCUGCUACUGCCCUUCCACGAGUCUGCAGUCUGAUGACCUUACUUGUUUGUGACAUUUCAGGAUUGUUUCAGAUUUUCAAACAUGGGAAAAAGGAAAACUGAAAAUGAAGCCAAGGAGCAGAGCAGAAGUGACACAGAGAUGUGACAGACGCACUGUGAAGAUAUGGAAGGGACUAGGAGGUCUUCCCUUCUUCAGAGGCAAACAUAUGUAGUAUAAUUUCUUGAAACUAAUAGCUUCCUAUAAGGCAUUGCAGUGGGAAGUCACUCUUGGAAAAAAAGUUUAAACGGUUCUGCCAAAAACAACAAAGUUUUCCAAGUUUCCAAAAUAUGAUGGAAAAUAUCCUUCGGGGUCAGCAAGCUGAACUGCAAGCUCUUCCCAGGACUGCAACCAGAAACACAGAAAGAUGGAUCCAUUCCAAGAGAGGCUGCUGAGGCCAGGAGCAGCAAGGGAAGACGUCACAGCAAACUCUCUGGCCCCAUAGCACUGUCUGUGGAGCGGGUGGCAGCUGCUCCCGGGCAGAGCUGCUAUGGCCCAGGCACAGUUCAGUGUCUGGCUGGUCCUGUGUGUGUUUGCUGGAUCCCAGAAGCUGACAGAUGAACAUCCUUACAGUGGCACCAACACACCUCACCGCAGCCCAGAGGACGCCAACAUCAUGCUAGAGAUGCUCUGGGGAAGGCUGGAUAUUCAGGCCAACGGGACGAUCCGGCUGCGGGAUGAAGAGCUGGCCUCCCUGCGCCCUGCACGCCGGUUCCUGCGGAUUUUAGAGGAUGAGGUUCCCAAAACACCGCCAGAGAUUGAGCAGCACCUGAGAUAUUAUUCACUGACUGACACCCCCUUGCCUCUAACAGAGUUUGACCGUCUCCUUUUUACUAGUGUAUACUCUGCCUAUCAGGUUCGUUCCACGCAGGGUUUGGAUAAAAAUCUCUGGAUUCGUUUUUUCUCUCAGCUGGUUGAUGAAGUCUUUCGUGACCUGUGCAAGGGGCUCUGCCCUGCAAAUACCACCCUCCUCCUGGCUUCCUGGCCUUGGAAGGAGAAGCCUUCCCAUUUAGCAUCCCUGAAACACUUCUAUCGUUCUAACCUGGCCAGGAUCAGGAGAGAUACUUAGUGAGGGAAACUACCAUAGGAGAGGACACACCUGACUUUAGCUGCAUCCUAGGUUAUUUUCAAUGCUUUCUACGUUGUGCGGGACUUUGUACAAAUAUAUCACAUCUUUUUGUUCUGCUUUCUGCACUGUGCUGGCAACCCUGUAAGACUUUAUUCGCAACCUUUUACUUUUAAAUGAAAAAACACAAAACUAUAAAGUGCAUUUUACCCUCUCCUGAUUUUUUGACGAGUGGGGUGUCCUGAGGGCAGCAGUGCUAUUUAGAUGUCUUAUCUAUCUUGGUCACUGAUGCUUACAGGGGAGAGGGCUUGGAAUUAUUUUUCCAGGAUGUUAUGCUGGUGUCCUAGCUGACUGCAUUUCGCAUCAUUCAGUUCAGCCUCCUUAUAUUCUCCCUGUGGUUUCAGUCAAAUACAGGAUCUUUUCUCCUCUCCAGUAAGCAGCUAAGCAGAUUUUGCUGUGUUUCAUGAUAUAGCUCUUAUAUUUAAUUUCAUUUUUCUGCUCAUGUGGCAUCACAUUUUGUAUGUCAAUAGUAAUUUCCCAUCUCUUGUAUUCAUUUUUCUUUAAAAAGCAACCUGAAAAUGUAUGUAUUCCAUGAAGCUUUCUAGCAUUUGCAUGUCAUAUUUACACACAUACACAGCUUUGUUUCAGUUAUCAGUGUGGAAUAUACUUCCUGAAAUCUCAUUGAAAUUCUGAAGGAUUGUGACCUAGAUAUUUCUUCAGCAGAUUUUGCCUCUCUUCUAUAAAGUUUUUUUUUUUUUAUAGCUAUAGCACUUUACAAGCAAAACAUUAUAAAUAUUCAAUCACUAUCCUCAAAAUCAGAAAUAUAA
Messenger RNA from Empidonax traillii (willow flycatcher), 1976 nucleotides. RefSeq names its product family with sequence similarity 180 member B (gene FAM180B). Lineage: Eukaryota; Metazoa; Chordata; Aves; Passeriformes; Tyrannidae. The coding region runs from base 574 to 1152 and encodes 192 amino acids. The record is from RefSeq and is a predicted model, not a curated record. The transcript has 3 exons.